Molecule: messenger RNA, 2162 nt
Organism: Phycodurus eques (leafy seadragon)
Lineage: Eukaryota; Metazoa; Chordata; Actinopteri; Syngnathiformes; Syngnathidae
Product: C-C motif chemokine 2-like
Exons: 5
Coding region: 1403-2026 (207 amino acids)
Biological process (GO): lymphocyte chemotaxis; inflammatory response; positive regulation of ERK1 and ERK2 cascade
Cellular component (GO): extracellular region
Molecular function (GO): CCR chemokine receptor binding; chemokine activity
Source: RefSeq, a predicted model, not a curated record
UUUAUGAUUUAAAAACUAGGUAUCUUUCAAUUUCUUGUGUAUAUGUAAUAAUAUGAUGAGGUGAUUAAACAUUUAUAUGAUUACACAGUCAUAACCGCCAUCUGAGGGAAAUCGCAAUUAAAAUAUGGCCCGUGACAAAAAUGAGUUUGACUCCCCUGCAUCAGGGCAUCAAGUUCUGAUCGGCUAUUUCACAGCUUCACAGUUUUUUCUCUGAGUUACUCACCGGUGGGGCGGCCGUCUUCUGUGGUGAACGGAGGCGAAGGCGACAGCACAGAGGGAAGCGAGCCGGAAUCCAGGCCAACCUCCGUAAGAGAGGAAUGACGAAUGACGCUCCUGUUGAUUCACCUCGCGAAUCUACGCUCCCUACCCAACAAAAUGGAUGAGAUUCAUCUUCUCACAAAGACCACAAGACUAGACAUGGCUUUGUGAUGGCAUCGCCCGAUGGCACCGUAAUGCUUCCGGGCUUCCAACUACUCUGGGUAGACCGCGUCACGGAGUUUUCGGGGAAAACAAAAGGCGGCAAGAUAUGCUUCUAUAUCAAUAGAAAAUGGUGUACUGCCGUCAUGGAGCUCAACACACACUGCAGCCCAGACUUUGAGUCGCUGUUUUUGAACUAAGUCAUUCUAUUCCCUGCGCGCGUUUGCCUCAUUCAUACUCGCAGGUGUACAUUCCACCCCAGGCUAAUACGUACGCCCCCACUGCUAACGCUUGCUGAACAAGAAAACAAACUUUUAAAAAACGCACCCAGAUUGAUUCAUUCAUCUUCCGUUCCGCUUAUCGUCACUCGGGUGCACAAUUGACACUAUUCCAGAUUAUCGCACUACUUGUCACUUUAAAUGACUCAAAUUUCUUGAAGUCUUUGCACCCUUUGAACAACGGUCACUGUACCAAAUUAUCGCUCGAUUGGUCCUUUCAAACUGCUCUAAAUCGCUAGAGGACUCUGCAUCAUUUGGACAAUUGUCAAAAUAAAUCAAUAAAUAAAUUGGAUCGGCAUUACCGGUAAGCUUUCGUUGCUCAGUUAUGUCUCAAAAGUAUUUUCUGUCAAAUGGCUGUCUGUUGUCGCACUUGAGCAGGCCCAACUGCCGGAGACAAAUUCCUUGUGUGGUUUUGACAUAUACAGUACUUGGCAAAUAAGGAUGAUUCUGAUUCUGAUAGUCAAACUUUCUCUUCUAAAACUACGUAGCUGGUUUCCUUUUUUUCUGAAUGAGACUUUGAAAGACUGUCAUGUCAAACGUAAGAUAUGCUGUCAGUGGAAUAGAGGUGAUGGUGGUGGUGAAAUUCUGCCGUGUCUUCCUUUCCCUCAUCUGUUGGCCAUUCCAAGACACUUACUGAAUAAUUGUGCAUUGAGUUUGUUGCAAUAAAACAAACAUUGUAUAUAUGUUAGCUUACAAGGCUAACAAAAAUGUUGACGUUCAUCCAUCCAUUUUCACCAAGCAAAAUAUUCAACAUAUGUUGGUUAUCUUCCACGAUUUUUGGGAAUUCAAAGAAUUUGAAUAGUCUCCUAUUAUCUCAACCUAAUAAUGCAUUCUUUAUUUCCCUGAAGACGGCGAAAUCCACAUGCAGGCAGCAGGGAAGCAAAGCCAGACAAAGCCUCUCCAGUAUGCAUCCUACGCAGAGAAACAACAUGGGAAAAACACGAAACAGUGGAUGGAUGCGAACGAUGUACACUGACAGACACAGUGGAGAGAACAGACUGAAGAAGGGUUCAACGGACCGGACCCACUUGACGAUGACUUCUCGCCUUCCUCUGUCUGUGUUGGUGAUGCUGCUAAUAGCUAUCACUUUGAGUGAAGGUUUGCGAGGUUCUGGACCGAAGGACUGCUGCUAUCAUUUCAAUGAGAACCCUAUUCUCCCAAAAAGAGUAGUCCGAUAUGUUAGGACUCCACAGCAGUGCCCCGUCGCUGCGGUGAGACUGAAGACAGUGAUGGGUCGUCACAUGUGUGCAAGGUCUUCAGCCUCAUGGGUGAAAGACCUCAUCAACCAUAUUGAUGCCAAAGUAAUCCUCGGAAAGACAACUAACUUGUGACUUUCGCUACACCCCGAACCGACUGUAUUUUGAAUAUAUUCUGGAAAUUUAAAGUGUUUGAUGACGAUUUCACCAAGCCUAUUAUGUCAAAGUAAUGUGUGGAGGUAAAAUAGAUGAAUAAAUCAAUCCAAAAGGG